AAAAAUAGACGUCGCGGGUGUUUAUAACGCCGGCACAGAUCGAUAUUACGUUGUGUGUGUGUGUAUACCAAGGAUAUAUAGCUAGGAGAUACGUUUAGACUCGAGAGGGAGAGCCCUUGUCUGAUACAUUCUCCUCAGCAGUGUAAUAACAUUUUCCAUCCGGCACAGUCUCUCUCCUAUUAUUAUAUACUAUGGGAGCUGUCGGCGCGCAUCUGUCUAAUGCAGAACCCCCUCCCUCUCAGCUUCUUUAAUACCAUUCCCAAUCAUCCCCUUUGAUUAUGUCUGUGCUCGUCGGCUUUCGGCUUGGCUGAUUGCUACUGUCAAACGCUCAUUUACGAGAGAUCUUUUUAUUCGCUCGUCUUUCUCUAGUGACGACAGAGAAUUUGUAUGGGGGGUAGUUACAUAUAGUGUCCAAGAACAUUGGAAAUCAAUAAAUCAUGGCUAGUUGUUGGUUUGAAUGAUUUACACUAUAACGUUUUUGAAAAAAACAAGCAGCAUCUGCUAAUAAUAAAAGUUGAAGACUUUUGGGUGCUGGAACCGACCGGAAAGAUCAAUACGGUCUGGCCUGUGCCGAAACUUGAAAGGAAAUGAAAGUCUGAAAAAGAAAAGGGUGGGGGGAAAAUUAUAUAAAGAACCGUCGGUGGGAGCGAGAUAUAAUGCCAUAUAUACUAGUAGUAGUAGUAGUAUAUGUCGUCGUCAGCAGACGAAGUAGAUCCUACGGAGUGAGUCACCCAGGCCCCCCCCGUCACAGUUUGUGGCGCGCAGGAUCGCCCUUUUCCUCCCUCCUACACCUCCCACCCUCUUCAUGGGUGGGAUUCCUCUCACCCUCUCUAUAUAUAGUGGGGGGUAGGGGGGGAGGCAAGAUGGACGUAUUGAUCGGCGUCGACUCCCGUUAUAUACCAUCGACUGGUCCCGUCUGUGCUGUCAGGAUAAGGUGGGAGGAGCUUCCCAGUGGUGAGGAGGGGGGAGUCCUACGAUGAUUCACCCCAUGAGGGAGUCCAGGUAUCGGCGGACCAAAGUCCAACGUGUGUUUUACUUCUUCCAUUCUCCCAUCAUAGCGGGUCGUGUUCCCGGCCGUGGCGGAAGCCGCAGUUUUGACAUCGCCACUUUUUCGGACGAUCCUCAUCAUUCAUUCACUCGGUCCGCAGUAAGAAUUAUUCAUUUUGUCCUUGUUUCACUGGAACUGUACUAAACAAAAGGAUCGUUUUGGUUGUUCUCAGAAAUUUUUGUUCCGCUUCCGGCCGAGGAUUUUGGUGUGUACAAAAGUGAGAAACAACAGGAGGAGUUGAGGAUUGCGAAAAAAGCGGAUGGCUUCCGCCGUAAGGAUCCGCUAUGUUUACGAGACGUCGUUUUUUGACGGACGCAACGCCGAUUGGACGUCCCAGCAGCCGGAGGAGGACCCUAAUCCAUCGGAACAAGUUGAUUCUGCAAUAAAUCAUCCGAUCGUGCGGAAGAUCCAGCAGGCCGUCAUCAGAGCCAGGAAAGCGGUAGUGGCUUCUUCUUCUUCGUCCAGCAGCAAUCCAAAUAUUGACAUGACUGCCGGCCACUCGUCGCUGAUGGAGGAAAGAGAACAGCAGCGAUCGCCCAGCAUUUCCAGCUUGCAGACCAGCAGCAUGUGCAGUUCGGAAGAAGCCGAUCCGGACGGCCGGAUUCUCCUCAAUCGUUCCCGAUCCCUCCAGCAAACGCAUCAUCUUUUUCAUCAUUCGGUUGAUUCGCAUCAUCAUCAUCACCGAGGAUUCUCGCUCCACCUGUCGCCAAAACAAAGGACCAAAAUUAGCGAGGCCGUCCUGUCGCCCAUCUCCGACAAAUCGGAAAACGAAACAUGUCAAAUGCUCACGACAUCAACAACAACAACGCCGACAACAACCACACAAGUUCCUGCAACCACGUCGGCAGUUGCGUCGUCGUUCGAGUUCAAUUCGGUUCUCAGCCAUCGACGACGCCCCCCUCAAUCACUUUUCCCGAGCAUCAUCAGCAGUCGGCCCGUCGGCGGAAGUGCCGGCGGCGGUUUCAACAGCUCCGACAGCGGGAUCUCAAUCUCGGCCAACUCUUUGGUAACCAACGACUCUCACGAAGCUCUGCAACCGCUCCACAAGCCGCCGCUCCACCUCUCGCUCGACAAUAGUCACGAAUUUCUUUCUUCAACGUCGUCCGAUCCGCCGGAAGAGAGUCUUCCGUUUCUCAUGCCUAAAUUACGUCGUGGAACCAACGACAUCCAGAACGGCAGCAGCGUGUUGAAGCCGCAAUUCACGGGCGGUACGGGCGGCGGCGGCCAGCGUCAGCUUUCACUCACGCUGCCUUUCCCUACGCUGCAGAGCCUUGCGUUCGUUGCGCCUGCCGUCGGCUUCAAGGACUUGGUCGACGACACCAUUCCCCUCAACAUUCAAAGUUGGUAUCACGGUUCCAUCACGAGACGAGAUGCUGAAAAACGGCUAAGACCUGCGCCGGCGGGUUCGUUUCUUGUCCGCGACUCGAUGGCCAGUCAUGACGACUACUUUCUAGCUGCCAGAGGUGAAAAUGGUUUCCUACACGUCCGUAUCUGCUGUCACAACUUGAGGCCUGGUGAAGAAGUAGAAGAAAACGAUCCCGUUUCAACUGGUCAACAUUUCACGCUGGCCACACUGCCGGACCGUCGUUUCGACUCGGUGGCAGCGGCCGUCAAUCAUUGUGCCAAUAUCGGUGUCUACUCCAGGCACCUUCCGCCCGUCAUUCUCAAAUAUCCUUUGACCGAAGAGUCCGUUUAGAUGAGUGCUAUAUUUUUUAUUGAUAUUCAUCAUUAGACGACAACACAAAACACACACACACACACGGAAUGACAGGGCCCCCUAAAAAGUAAACUGAUGGGAAAAGAAAUAGUUUUUAAAAACGACAUAACGUAAUUCGUAACAUAUCAAAAACACGGAGAAUGUAUUAUUAGGGCGUGUCUGCGGUAUAUACCUGUUGUGUUGGUUUCCCCCUCGUCAAUUUUCCCUUUAUUUUUUACGGGUCACACACAUUUUUUCGAACGUGAACCUAUUCAAUGUAAACCACUUUUAUUUUUAUCGGUUGUUUUGUUUGGAGGAGAGAACCAGUAAAUAAAAAUU
Molecule: messenger RNA, 3083 nt
Organism: Daphnia pulicaria
Lineage: Eukaryota; Metazoa; Arthropoda; Branchiopoda; Diplostraca; Daphniidae
Exons: 4
Coding region: 1308-2744 (478 amino acids)
Molecular function (GO): phosphotyrosine residue binding
Source: RefSeq, a predicted model, not a curated record